This is a messenger RNA of Manihot esculenta (cassava), 2204 nucleotides long. Its product is annotated as protein ALP1-like. The record is from RefSeq and is a predicted model, not a curated record. The coding region runs from base 366 to 1586 and encodes 406 amino acids. The transcript has 4 exons. Lineage: Eukaryota; Viridiplantae; Streptophyta; Magnoliopsida; Malpighiales; Euphorbiaceae.
UAGAAGCUUACUGUUGCUGUCUAUGCCUUCUCUUCUCUCGCCACAUUGUCUUAAACAAAGACCUACCCACAUGUUUUAUCUCAUAAAUUUAGCUGCUUUUUCUAUGUCUAUAUGCAUAUGCAUUGAUCUUUCUCCUUUAUUUUUUCCCAUCUAAUCUCUGUUGUUGUUGUUAUUAUUUUUUUCUCAUUUAUUUGCAUGCUCCAAAAACCACACACAAAAACAGCACUCCCUGCAACUAACUUUGCUUGUUCAUUAUUAUUUUUUUUUUGCAUGUUAUAUGACCCAUUAUCGCUCUCAUCAUUCCUUCAUGAUCUCUUCUAGUGGGUUUCUUCAGUUUUGAUUUAAUUGGGGUCGUUUGAGCUUUGAUGGGUCCUAUAAGAGGGUACAAAAAGAGGAAAAAGAUAGAUAAAAGGACCGAAGAGAAUGGUUCUGGUUCUGGGUCUGCAGAGAAGGAAGGGCCUGUGGAUUGGUGGGACGAGUUCUCCAAGAGGAUUAAUGGUUUUCAAUCUCCAUCAAAGAGUUUGGACAAGUUUGAACAAGUUUUCAGGAUUACUAGAAAAACCUUUAAUUACAUUUGUUCGCUUGUGGAGGAAGAUAUGACUGCUAAGUCAAGGGAAUUCAUGUUUCUAAACGGCAAGGUUUUAUCUUUGCAUGAUCAGGUAGCUGUAGCUUUAAGAAGGCUGGGUUCUGGUGAUUCACUAGUGACAGUUGCUGAUUCAUUUGGGUUGAACCACUCAACUGUCUCCCAAGUAACCUGGCGUUUUGUAGAGGCUAUGGAAGAGAAAGGGCUUCAACACCUAAAAUGGCCUUCUAGUGAAUCAGAAAUGGCAGAAAUCAAAUCUAAGUUUGAGAAAAUACAAGGUCUCCCUAAUUGUUGUGGUGUGGCUGAAACAACUCACAUUAUGAUGCUGUUGUCUUCCUCAGACCCCUCGAGUAAUGUGUGGCAUGAUCAUGAGAAAAAUCACAGUAUGAUCUUGCAGGCAGUUGUAGACCCUGAGAUGAGGUUCCUAGACAUCGUCACUGGAUGGCCCGGAAAAAUGCAAGAUUGGGUCGUGUUUCAAAGUUCAAACUUCCAUGAACUUUGUGAAAGAGGAGAAAGGUUGAAUGGGAAAAAACUACAGCUCUCUGAAGGUACAGAAAUACGGGAAUAUAUAAUUGGAGAUUCCGGCUUUCCUCUGCUGCCAUAUCUUAUUGUUCCAUAUGAGGAGAAAGAACUGUCAGAACCGAAAGCUGAGUUCAACAAAUGGCUUUCUGCAACUCAGACGGUAGCCCAAAGAGCAUUAGCAAGGUUGAAGGAGAUGUGGAGAAUCAUUCACGGAGUAAUGUGGAGACCUGACAAACAUAGGUUGCCUAGGAUUAUUCUAGUCUGCUGCUUGCUCCAUAACAUAAUCAUUGAUUUGGAAGAUGAGGCACAAGGUGAUAUUCCUUUGUCUCAUGAGCAUGAUCCAGACUAUCAACAACAGAUUUGUGAAUUCGUCGACAUAAAAGUUACUCCCUCAAGGAAAAAGAUACAAGCCUCAAUAGUGAGUCCAUAUCCCAGUGCAGUGCCUCAGUUCACCCGUGAAGAAAUGUUUCACAGGAUCUGAACAUGGUGUCAAACCAUUAGAUGGUGCAGGCUUAGCAAGAUGGGCAUGUUUCCCCUUUUCCUCUGUUCAGUUUAGUGCCUUAGAGAGUCCCAUGCUUCAGCCUCCAUUUGCCAUUGCAGUUGCAGUUGCUGUUGGGGACAUUGUGGAUUCCUUCUCUGCAGCUGAGGACAAAAUGCUCCAUGUGUGAAAAAUCAGCAAGGUCAUUGGCGUCAAACAAUAAAUACAUCAAGGACAGGACAUACUACAACCAUCAGGUACUCAAGGGAAAUGCUUAGGGAUCAAGGAAAAAUAUAGCCCAAUUAUGGUGUACGUCCUUCACCAGGUUACAAGGAUAACAAUGGGUCAGGUAUUUAUUUAUUUACUAUUAUUAUUUUGUAAAUUAACCAUGUUUUAACAUAAGGUUGGGUUACUAUUCCAACAAAGGUUUUUGUAUAAAAUCUGCAUAGUAAGGCCCCAUUUAGCUUUAAAGGGAGUGUAGAAGCCUGUUCACUCACAGAAAACUGGAGCAGUUUUCCGAAAGAAUUUCUUAGAAAAUUAAAAAAUAGAGUUUUGUGUUCAUGAAUACUAUUAGUUUUUCAAGUGGAGGACUAGAACAUUUUUUCAGUUUCUCAAUAUUUA